CCAUAUUCGAUAAAAACAUAAACAUCAGUAGCGGACAAAAUGACCAAACUUAUGCAAUGGCUUUGCUUCUUUGGCCUCGUUUUUACUAUAUGGAUGACCCUGUUGGCAGAUAUUUUACCACUUUCAAUAAGCAAGGACCUAAAAGAUGUAGUUUUGCCCUUCCCUAUCUACAUGGUGUUAGUUUUUGGGUGUUAUUCACUUAUGGUAAUUGGUUAUCGUGUUCUCACUUUUAACGACUGUGAAGACGCAGCUGAAAGUCUUAAAAAGGAGAUACAAGAGGCUCGGAAAGAUUUAACAAUGAAAGGCUUUAGGUUUGACUAGGUCAAAUACUUGUUGCAUGGUGUAUUGGGGCUCACAACAUAUGUAUUUAUACAUUGGCAAGGGCUUUAAGAUUCCAUUAAAUAUACUAUAUAAACUAUUGAAAUAAUUUAUUGUUAGCCAGGCUCAUACCAGCAUACAGAAAUAUAAAAUGAAAAUCUAUUUCUAAAUUGGUGUAUUACUUUUGAACCAUAAUAUAAAUACGAUAAUAAUUUA
Molecule: messenger RNA, 534 nt
Organism: Xenia sp. Carnegie-2017
Lineage: Eukaryota; Metazoa; Cnidaria; Anthozoa; Malacalcyonacea; Xeniidae
Product: dolichol-phosphate mannosyltransferase subunit 3-like
Exons: 4
Coding region: 40-321 (93 amino acids)
Biological process (GO): GPI anchor biosynthetic process
Cellular component (GO): endoplasmic reticulum membrane; dolichol-phosphate-mannose synthase complex
Source: RefSeq, a predicted model, not a curated record